Boleophthalmus pectinirostris (great blue-spotted mudskipper) is the source of this 4849-nucleotide messenger RNA. RefSeq names its product protein tyrosine phosphatase non-receptor type 21 (gene ptpn21). Gene Ontology annotation, cellular component: cytoskeleton. The record is from RefSeq and is a predicted model, not a curated record. Gene Ontology annotation, molecular function: protein tyrosine phosphatase activity. Gene Ontology annotation, biological process: protein dephosphorylation. The coding region runs from base 296 to 3799 and encodes 1167 amino acids. Lineage: Eukaryota; Metazoa; Chordata; Actinopteri; Gobiiformes; Gobiidae. The transcript is spliced from 20 exons.
UCGAUCCCAGCAGGAAGCUCGAGUCACGCUGGAAGUAUCGGGCUAACAUGGAGCUGUCUACUACGUGACUCCGAACCAAAAUAGCGACAUUUAUCUGCGUUUUUUACCCCUCAACCGCGGCCUGAAAGUGUUCACAUGGACCCCAACAACCACCCGGGAAUGAAGAAUGAACUCGAGUGAAGCGGAUUGCAAGUAAAGGAGUGAAGAUGCUGAACCUCAACUCAAAGCGUCACGUUCCAGUUUUGGCAGGAGACGGCUCUAAAAUGUCUUAAUCGGAUUUUAAAGCGAGAGAACCAUGCCCCUGCCGUUCGGCCUGAAGCUCAAGAGGACUCGGAGGUACACGGUGUCGAGUAAGAGCUGUCUGGUGACGCGCAUCCAGCUGCUGAAUGGAGACUUUGUGGAGUUCACUCUGUCUGUGGAGAGCACGGGGCAGGAAUGUCUGGAGGCGGUGGCGCAGAGGCUGGAGCUCAGAGAGAUCACGUACUUCAGCCUGUGGUACUACAACAAGCAGAACCAGCAGAGAUGGAUGGACCUGGAGAAGCCCCUGAAGAAGCAGCUGGACAAGUACGGCCUGGAGCCCACCGUGUACUUCGGGGUGGUCUUCUACGUGCCCAGUGUGUGCCAGCUGCAGCAGGAGAUCACCAGAUAUCAGUAUUACCUGCAGCUCAAGAAGGACGUUCUGGACGGCAAGAUCUCGUGCUCUUUGGAACAGGCCAUCCACUUAGCCAGUUUAGCGGUGCAGGCUGCUCUGGGAGACUUCAAUCGCUACGACUCCCAGGAGUUCCUUCAGAAGUUUGACCUGUUCCCGGAAGACUGGAUUCAGGAUGAGCGAGUGCUGGAGGAGGCCACGCAGAAAGUGGCUCUGCUUUAUCAGAGAUUACGAGGACUGUCUGCCCCAGAAGCAGAGAUGUUGUAUAUGCAGGAAGUGGAGAAGACGGAGGGCUACGGACAGGAAAGCUUUCAGGCUAAAGACAGCUCUGGAGCAGACGUGACCCUAGGAUCCUGUCUGGACGGCAUCUUCGUCAAGCACAAAAACGGACGGCCUCUGCUUCUUUUUAGGUGGAGUGACAUUAACAACAUGACUCACAACAGGUCGUUCUUCGCUCUGGAGUUGUCCAGCCGAGAGGAGAGCGUCCAGUUCCAGACCGAGGACAUGGAGACGUCCAAAUACGUGUGUCGGAUGUGCCUGGCGCGCCUCAAGUUCUACAAGAUAAACAAGAGCUCUCUAGAGGAGUGUGAGCCGCCGCCUCAGAAGUCCCUCCUCACUCUCUCACUCCCCCGUUUCCCCACGCUCUCCCGACCCUCUCUGGCGUCUGACAAGGGCCAAACCCAGCCCACAGUGAACCCGGUGAGAAGGAGAUCCUCCACGAGACUUUCUCUGCCUAAGCCCCAGGCCUACAUGAUGCCCCCUCAGAUGCACUACAACGGGCACUUCACCGAACCCUACACCUCCUCACAGGAUAAUCUGUACAACAGUCAGAACGGUUACUACUACCACUCCCAGACGAGUCUAGACUGCCCCCCUGUGGACUACAGCGGAGGGCGUCUGCGUAACGGCAGCGUGUACAGCGCCCACAGCACCAGCUCCCUCACCAACCCCCAGCACUACAUCCAGCCCUCCCCCAUGUCCUCCAACCCCUCCAUCACAGGAAGUGACAUCACCCGGCCCGACUACCUGCCCACGCACCGCCACAGCGCCCUGAUCCCGCCCUCGUACCGCGCCACGCCCGACUACGAGAGCGUCAUGCGCCAGAAGAACCAGGCGGCGCUGGGCGGCGUGAUGUUGUCCCAGGAACACCGCCAAAGUCACUCUAUGAGAAACCUCAACAUCAGCAACUCGUACGCCUACAGCCGGCCCGACCCGCUGGUCUACAGCCAGCCCGAGAUCCACCACUACCCCUUCCACCUGGGCUCCAGCUUUCACAGCCCGUCGCCCUACCCCCACCCCACAGAGCGGCGCCCUGUGGUGGGGGCGGUGAGUGUGCCCGAGCUCACAAACGUACAGUUACAGCAGGCGCAGGAGUAUCCCGCACCAAACAUCAUGAGAACUCAAGUGUACCGCCCUCCUCCGCCCUACCCGUACGCCCACCCCCGACCCGCCAACAGCACGCCCGACCUGUCCAGACACCUGUACGUGAGCAGCAGUAACCCCGACCUCAUCACCCGGAGAGUCCACCACUCUGUGCAGACGUUCCAGGAGGACAGCCUCCCCGUGGCCCACUCUCUACAGGAAGUGUCUGAGCCGCUGUACAGUGGCCCCACCCACAGACCGCCCUACCACGUCUACAAGAGGAACUCCAUCGAGAUCGCGGGCCUGACCCACAGUCUGGAGGCCAUGAAGGUGAAAGAGAGGACCAUGUCCAGCUCUGCGGUGGAGUCUCUGUCCAUGGCCGUACAUGAGGCGCGCUCACAGGGCUCUCAGCUCAACGUGCUGCUGGAGCACUCGCACACCGAGGAGCUGAAGGAGGAGAGUCAGUACGGCCACAAGAAGUCCCCCUCUGACGCCACCAUGCUGGUGCACAGCAGCGAGGACGAUGAGGAGGAGGAGAGCGGCCGUCACACCCCUCUGUCCCACAACACCGGUGCUCAAGCCACGCCCACAGAGCCGCCCCCGGCCUACCCCACAGGCUCCGUGUUCACCGGAGCGCUGGGACACAUCUCAGAGAUAGAGGCCUGGACCAUGCCAGAGCCAGAGCCCUCUGCUGCUCAGCCCAAACUCAGGAUCAAGAAGAGACCCAUGUCCGAGGUGCCCGCAGUGAAGAAGCCUGUGGAGGGACUGCCCCCUGCGGGCAUGAAGAGGGGAGUCAGGCCGGACCAGAGGAGGGGCCCCUCACACAGGGCCCCACACCAGAACGGGCUCCUCAAGACACCCCUGCACCCGGAGGCCAAGGAAGAGCUGGAGCGGGCGUCCAACGACCAGAGGUCUCGGGAGCUGGAGCAGCACGUGGAGCAGGGCCAGGUGCUCGCCGAGUACGAGGACAUCCCCAAGCGCUGGCCGUCCGCUGAGUGCUCCAUCGCCCGGCAGCCCGAGAACGAGGAGAGGAACCGCUUCCAGGACGUCCUGCCCUACGACCACAACCGCGUGGAGCUCAUCCCCACCAAGGAGAACAACACGGGCUACAUCAACGCCUCGCACAUCAGGAUGACGGUGAGCGGGCAGGAGUGGAGCUACAUCGCCUCGCAGGGCCCUCUGCAGCACACCUGCUCAGACUUCUGGCAGAUGGUGUGGGAGCAGGGCGUCUCCAUCAUCGCCAUGGUGACGGCCGAGGAGGAGAGCGGGCGAGAGAAGAGCUUCCGGUACUGGCCUAAACUGGGCACGCGUCACCCGCACGUGACCUACGGCCGCUUCAAGAUCACCACGCGCUUCAGGACCGAGUCGGGCUGCUACGCCACCACCGGCCUCAAGAUCAAACACCUGCUGACGGGACAGGAGCGCACCGUGUGGCACCUGCAGUACACCGACUGGCCCGACCACGGCUGCCCCGACGACUUCAAGGGCUUCCUCACGUACCUGGAGGAGAUCCAGUCUGUGAGGAGACACACCAACAGCAUCAGUGACCCCAAGAGCAGCAGCAGCAGCCCUGUGCUGGUGCACUGCAGCGCCGGGGUCGGCCGCACCGGGGUCGUCAUCCUGUGUGAGGUCAUGAUCGCCUGUCUGGAGCACAACCAGCCCGUGGAGGUCCCCAUGGUGUUGGAGCAGCUGAGGCAGCAGAGGAUGCUCAUGGUGCAGACCGUGUCCCAGUACAACUUUGUGUACAAGGUGCUCAUCCAACACCUGAGGAACGCCCGCCUCAUCUGACAGAGAGAGAGAGAGCUCUGUCUGCAGCGAUGAUCUGUGACAAAGCUCAGGACAGUAUUACAACGGGCAGGUGCACACCUGCCAACAGUGUUACGUACAACUUAUUUUACUCAAAGAUCAAAGAUCAGCACUUUUGGACUCACUGAACCAGUCCUACUGUGUCAGAAAUGUCACUGGGACUCAGACUCUGAAGAAGAAGACAAUGACAUAUGUUAUAUUAUUAUUAUUAUUAUUAAUAUUAUUAUUAUUAUUAAGGAUGGAUUGUUUUAUGAGGACGACAGUGGACACAGAGUGGACACAGAUUUAAAUGUUGGUUGUAUGAAGUGCGCCCCCUGCAGGGCUGCUCUCUGUUGUUCUGACUCAAAGGAGCGGCUCAACUGGAACCAUCUGUGAGUUCUACAGCAGCAGCAUAGUGAUGAGAGCUAAGUUAGUCCUGGCCAAACCAAGUCCAGAAGAUGGACCUGAAGUGCCAACGACAAUGAAGGAAGGGUCAGAUUCUCCUAGAGGAGGUUGUAUUUACCUUUGUGGUGCCAACAGCGCGGCCCUCCUCCUCUGCAGCCCAAUGAAACAAACCAGUGACAAUUCAGCACAGUGAGACGUCGUGUAAUCGUGCCUAAACUCAUGCCUGACAAUGAAGGAUUUACAUGGUCUUUUAUAUUUUAAAAUCUUUUGAACAAACCCCAGUGCCUCGUUUUGUAUGUAAGCUUUUGGACUUGUUUUUUACCUCUGUGGUUGUGGUGCCUCAGGCCUGGUCCUGACGUCUGCUCAUGUGGCAAAAGCCUCUUUACCAAAGUGCAGUGUUGUGCUGCUGUGUGCGGACGGCGUGUGGACGACGUGUGUGCGCGAUUUAGUGACGUGGAAUGAAGCUUUGUUUUUACGAAGGUCUCCCUGGAGACUGAGUUUCCUCUGGCUGGUGUGCGCUGUACAGGUCUGCUGUUCAUAUUGUAAAGAGUUUCUGUGGCUUUAAUUCUUGUACACAUGUAAAAAUGUAACUACUGAACAAACAAUGCUUUUCAGAUGUGUGGCCAAUAAAUAUUUAAGGAAAAAUUA